GGUGUUAAAAUUGAUUAAAAUAGUAAAAUUUAAUAAAUGAUACAACUGUAUGGACUUAUUUGGAUAUUAUAAGAAAAUUUAUAUGAAUAUUUUUAAUAUUGUAAAAUGGCUAAAUUGAAAAAGAUGGUUUUUUAAUGGAAUUUAAAGUGAAAAAAAAAUUUUCACCCCCCACUUUGUUUGAUCGAAAAUGAAGAACUAGUUAAAGUGAAAAAUUUUAUCAAUUUCGAUUGUAUAAUAAUUAUCUUUAGUAUCAAAAAAAUUACAGUAUAUAGACGGAGUAAUUUGCUUUUAUUAUUAUUCUUUAGUCUGUACGCGUUGACGUUACUCAUUUGUUAAAUUAAAUUUAAAAAAAAAAAAAUAAAUAAAUAAAAGAAAAUUCGAUGGGACACCGUUUUAGUAAACCAAUUUAUAAGGAUCAUAAAAGUUCCGGUAAUGAUAAUAACACUGCCAUCUAUGAAAUAUAUAAUAAUGAAAUUGAUAAUAAUCAAUUGAUGAAGGAUAACAGUAGUAAUAAAUUAAUAAAUUGUCAUCAAAAUUUACAACAACAAAUAUUAAAUGUUCAAUCACAAUUUAUAACAAAUCCAUUAAAACAACCAAAAACAACAGCAGGAACAGCAACAAUAACAGAAACAUUAACUGAUGUUGGAACAAUACCAGCAUCUCUAGCAACAACAUCUAUAACAUAUCCUAUGAAUAAUACCACUAUUAAUACAACAUCAUUAUCAUCAUCAUCAUCAACAACAACAUUAUCAUCAACAUCGGCUGUAGGUCAACAAUUUAUUAUUAAAAUUCAAUUAACAAAAAUGGAAACUGAUCAACAGCAACCAACAACAACAACAAAUUUUGAAAUAAUUAAUAAAACCGAAAAUCAUCCGAAUAAUAUGAAUAUUAUGAAUCAUUCAACAAAUAAUUUUAUUAAUAAUAAUAAUAGUAUUAGUGGUGGUAGUGGUAACAGUAGUAGCAGUGACAAUAAUAUCAGCAGUAUCAAUAGUAAUUGCAACGGCAUUGGUACAAUUAAUAAUCUUAAUAAUAAUAAUAAUAUUCGGUUAUUUGAUAAUUCUGAUAUGAAUAUAAUAGCGGUUUCAUCAUCAUCAUCAUCAACAUCCUCAAAAUCAGCAUCAGUUUCGAAUUGUGAAUUUCAAAGUAAUAAUAACAAUCAAUGUUUUAUAAAUAAUUUAUCAGCAGUAAAUAAUAAUAAUAGAAUCUUAAAAUCACAUAAUAAUAAUAUGAAUAUUAUUAAUAAUAGUAUAGAAGAGAAUAUUUAUAAUAAUUCUGAUGUAAUGAAUGAUAUAAGUUCUCAAUUGAAUAAAUGUAAUUUAGAUGCAAACAAUGAUGAUGUUAUACAAAAUAUUCCAUUACCUGAUUAUCAAAUAAUGAAUGCGGUUAAUAAUAAUAACAAAAAUAAGCAAACUGCAGUCUCAGAUAGUAUUAUUAAUUUGGAAAAAGAUGUUUGUGAUAAAAAGCAGCACUGUUCUCGAAGGAAAAAACUUUUAUCAUCAUCUGCUUAUCCCCUUUCAAAAAGAAAAUGUUGUAAAUGUUCCUGUCGAGAUACAGGUAAAAAAGAAGUAAUGAUUGAUUCCAGCAAAAGUAAAAACAACGUAUCUUCAGUUGAUCAAUCUACAAAGUUAACAAAAAAUUCAUCAGAAAAAUCAUGGACAGCUCGUUUUACCGGUGGUUUGAAAAAUAAAACCGAUUCAAAAAUUAAUUCUCAAAAAACUCAAUCGACAAAUGAUAAUCAAAAAAGUAAUAUAAAUGUUUCUAAUUCGUUAACUGCAACAUCAACAAAUUCAAAUCCUGUUGGCCAAUCUACUACAGCCGCUGUUAUGGUUGUACGACCACAAAACUCAAAUUCUGUACCAAUUCUUGGUGAAAGGUUUCGAAAUCAACCAGGUACAAAUCAAUUAGCUAUUUGGGCAGACAAUCAAAUGUUAGUUGUACAAAUUCCACAAGCAUCACAGUUAGUACUUGAACGUUUCGAAAAUAUUGAUGCACACGGUAAUCGUAUUCAUACAACAACAUCACGAUCAGAUGCUGAAACACAAUCAGAAUUUAAUGAUUGUUCAAAUAAUGUUAAUCCUAAUCAAUGGCCAUCAUUAAUAUCUGGUAUUAAAUUUACAACACCUAUUGGACCUAAAGUACAUUCACAAGAAGAUUUUAUACAUUGUUUAGUACCAGAUUUAGAAAAAAUUACUGCAUCAAGCUUUUAUUGGGGUAAAAUGGAUCGUUAUGAAGCUGAAAGAUUAUUAGAUGGUAAACCGGAAGGUACAUUUUUGUUAAGAGAUUCUGCGCAGGAGGAAUAUUUAUUUUCUGUAACAUUUAGAAAAUAUGACAGAUCAUUACAUGCUCGUAUCGAACAAAUGAAUCAUAAAUUCAGUUUUGAUUGUCAUGAUCCUGGAGUAUUUACAGCACCAACAGUAACCGGUUUACUUGAACACUAUAAAGAUCCAACAUGUGUUAUGUUUUUUGAGCCAAUGUUAACAAUACCAUUGAAUAGAAAUUUUCCAUUUUCAUUACAACAAUUAUGUCGAGCGACAAUUGUUAGUAAUAUAUCAUAUGAUGGUAUUAAUGAAUUACAACUACCAAAUAGUUUAAAAGCAUAUCUUAAGGAAUAUCAUUAUAAAUUACGUGUCCGUGUGAAACCUUUUGAUGAAACAUUUUAUGCAUGUUCCUAGUGGUACUGAUGUUUACUUUAUUUUAAGAAUAAAACAUUUAAAACAUAUAAUAAUAUAGGAAAAUUGAAAGUAAUUAGAUGGUUUUCUAAAAGAUUUAGAAAUGGAAGAAAUAAGAAGCAAUAAAAUUGGCCCUUUACUAAUAUAAUAAAUUUUUAUAUAAAUAAUUAAUAAAUGUAGUAAAAAAUUUUAUAUGAAGACAAAACAAAACAAAAAGCACAUAACUUUUAAAGCUACAAAAACAUAAACUAAUUUUUUUUAUAAAAAUAUUUUAUUUUUAGAAAAAAUAAUUAACAUAUCUGAUAAAAAGAAUGAUAGUGAUUAUAAAAGAGGGAUACUAGAUGCUUUC
Messenger RNA from Condylostylus longicornis, 3018 nucleotides. RefSeq names its product probable cyclin-dependent serine/threonine-protein kinase DDB_G0292550 (gene Socs36E). The record is from RefSeq and is a predicted model, not a curated record. Lineage: Eukaryota; Metazoa; Arthropoda; Insecta; Diptera; Dolichopodidae. Gene Ontology annotation, biological process: phosphatidylinositol phosphate biosynthetic process; intracellular signal transduction. Gene Ontology annotation, molecular function: 1-phosphatidylinositol-3-kinase regulator activity. Gene Ontology annotation, cellular component: phosphatidylinositol 3-kinase complex. Bases 381 to 2672 code for a protein of 763 amino acids. The transcript has 4 exons.